AACUUGGUGCCUGGCUAUAUAUACAUUUUACUUGGUGCCUAGUCAUAUUAACCUUGAAUCUAUAUAUAUAGACCACUAUUAUUUCUUCUUUAAUUAUAUAUCUUUAAUUAGCUAGCCUUUGUUUUAAUUACAAGUUAAUAUCAAAUUUCAUUAAGAUAUGUCUAGCCGGAAGUCGCGAUCAAGGCAAUCAGGUGGUUCAAGAAUCAAUGAUGAUCAGAUCCUUGAUCUUGUUACAAAGUUGCAACAACUUCUUCCUGGGACUCGUAAUCGGCGUUCUGAAAAGGUCUCAGCUGCCAAGGCCUUGCAGGAAACAUGCAACUAUAUUAAAAGCUUGCACAGAGAGGUUGAUGAUCUUAGCGAGCGGCUAUCUGAGCUAUUAGAAACAACUGACACUGCUCAAGCUGCGAUAAUUAGGAAUUUGCUUACGCAAUAGGGCUAGUUAAGGACUAGUACUUGUUUGUUAGCCUAUGCAGUAGGAUCGUGUGCUUGUUUCCCUUUCUUCCUUUGUUUUUCUCUAUCUUUUAAUAUCUAGAUUUUAGCACUAGAAUCAAUCCGUAAUA
Populus euphratica (Euphrates poplar) is the source of this 560-nucleotide messenger RNA. RefSeq names its product transcription factor PRE3-like. Gene Ontology annotation, biological process: regulation of DNA-templated transcription; regulation of growth. The coding region runs from base 158 to 433 and encodes 91 amino acids. Gene Ontology annotation, molecular function: protein dimerization activity. The transcript is spliced from 3 exons. The record is from RefSeq and is a predicted model, not a curated record. NCBI's taxonomy places the organism in Eukaryota, Viridiplantae, Streptophyta, Magnoliopsida, Malpighiales, Salicaceae.